AUGCGGUCUCACGCCACCGAUGCCUCCGUGUCGCCGGCCGCGUCGGUCUUUCAGCCGAUGCAGGCCGUUGAUGAGAUUUUCGACUACGCCAGUUUCAUGUGGGACGCCGGCGAUGUUUGGCAGCAGGUCAACCCGGAUUCGGGCCAGCAAAUGAGCCUUGAUGGACAAGUUCUUAGAGCCCAGUACGGUGUUCAGCCCGUUGGGGGCCGCCCAGCAGCUCUCAUGAGCAGCCCACCUGACCUGACCUUCCCUGAUCGGACGAUGAUGGAAGACAUACCUGAUCCAUCUCCUAUCCCCGACGCCAGUAGCCAGUCAGAGCAGACCAUGUCUCUACAGGUUCCUACGGAAGAUGACAGGCUCAUGGAUUACUUCAGUCGCGUUGUCGUACCGCCGAUUCUCGCCGAAGUCGAGACCCAGAAGAAGUGGCUGGCGAUCAGACAAGUCGUCGUCGACAUGGCCAGCGCGUCACAAAUGGUCAAAUGGGCCGUCCUCGCCUUUUCCAACCUGAUGUUGUCCCGUCGCGAGGGUGCUUGGCUGGCCAGUCCAGAGGAUCACUACCAAAAGGCUGUUGCCGAGGUCGCAGCGUACGGGGAGGACUCUUCUCCGCGAGAAGACAGCCGAAGCUCACGCCGGGAGCAUCUCCUCGCGACACUUUUCUUUCUUAGUUACGUUGACAUACUCCGUGGCUCGAUCAAGGCUGCAGACUCUUUCUUGAAACGAGCGUACGGAAUAUUCCAACAGGGCGAAAAGAGCAGCUUCGCCGCCAUCGAGAAACAGUUUCUGCAGUGGAUGAGACUGCUCGACGCUCGCGCCGUUUCCGCAGGAGGCCAGGGUCUUCUCCUGUCCAAGGACGACGAGCUUCUCCUUGUCGAAGCAUCGCCAGCAAGCUUCGACGGCGGGGUUGCCGACGCUUCGAAGGAAGACGUCGCUGACGGCGACAUUGAGGACGUCCUGUUCCAAGUCAUGUACCAGCCGGGAAUCGUCUUCUUCCAGAAGGUACAGAGUUUCAUGGGCCGAAUAUCCAAGAUCGACCCUUGGCACCGUUCGAGAGGCACCGUCGAAGACGAGACGGAGGUCAUGAACAUCGGCGCUGCUAUUGCCGCAGACCUCCGCACCUUGUACGAGCAGCGGCCUCCGUUGAUGGACUACGCGGUGGCGGGCAAGUUGACGGAGCCUCAUGUCUCCGCGCACCUGGCUUUCGUAAUCACUCGGGCUUUUCGCACGUACUUGGCGAACUAUCACGCCAGCAAAGUCCAUCUGCACAGGGUGGCAUACAAGACCUUCCCCUUAACGAAAGAGGCGCAAGACGCGCUUAACCAAAUCAGACGACUGGCGCGGCUGCUCGUCGACUCACUCGAUGCAGAUAACUCAUUGCCGGUCAACAUGCUCUGGCCGCUGCUUAUGUUAGGCUCCGAGGAACAGGAUCCGCAAGAGAGGCUGUGGAUCAAGACUCAAAUUCUCCGGAUGGAGAGGGUCGCUGGCAAUGCGAAGAUCACUGCUCAGGUGCUAGAAGAGGUGCAGGCGAGGCAGGAUGCUGAGAAGCUCCGGGUCGACAUUAGAUCUGUCAUGCAUGCGAUCUUCAACUCAUGUUUCGCGAUCGUCUGA
Colletotrichum karsti is the source of this 1605-nucleotide messenger RNA. RefSeq lists its product as uncharacterized. Gene Ontology annotation, molecular function: transcription cis-regulatory region binding; DNA-binding transcription factor activity. Gene Ontology annotation, cellular component: nucleus. The record is from RefSeq and is a predicted model, not a curated record. Gene Ontology annotation, biological process: positive regulation of transcription by RNA polymerase II. The coding region runs from base 1 to 1605 and encodes 534 amino acids. The transcript is spliced from 2 exons. Lineage: Eukaryota; Fungi; Ascomycota; Sordariomycetes; Glomerellales; Glomerellaceae.